Lineus longissimus is the source of this 2048-nucleotide messenger RNA. Its product is annotated as breast cancer metastasis-suppressor 1-like protein. Gene Ontology annotation, cellular component: Sin3-type complex. The coding region runs from base 59 to 1033 and encodes 324 amino acids. Gene Ontology annotation, molecular function: histone deacetylase binding. The record is from RefSeq and is a predicted model, not a curated record. Gene Ontology annotation, biological process: negative regulation of transcription by RNA polymerase II. The transcript is spliced from 9 exons. Lineage: Eukaryota; Metazoa; Nemertea; Pilidiophora; Heteronemertea; Lineidae.
CAAGCGGUGUUUUGAAUGAAAUUGUUGGGUUUUGUCGAAUUAAAUCGUGAUUUUCUCGAUGAUAAUGCCUUCUGUCGAGGGAAAGAAUGGGUCAGAAGAUGAAGAAAUGGACCAAGAUACCCCAGAAAGUGACAAAUCCGACGAUGAUGAAUCUGAUACUUCAGAAUCCUGCGAAGAAAGUUCAGAAUUGGAUGAGGUAGAAUGUGACCAAAGGAGAACAGAAUGUAUAGAUAACAUGGCUGAUCUGGAGAGGCAGUUCUCAGACCUCAAGGAUCAGUUGUUUCGGGAACGAAUGCAGCAAAUCGAGGCAAAAUUGGAGGAGGUGAAAGCAGGGCGUGCUCAGGAAUACCUUAAUCCUUUGGCUCAACUACAAGAAAAUAUGAGAGUACGAACUCAAGUCGCUGGUAUUUUACGGGAACUAAGAAUAGUCAGCAUAAAAAAUAAAUUUGAAUGCGAGCGCCAAGCAGCUAAACAAAAUUAUGAGAGCGACCAAAUCAUCUUAUUUGAUUCGAUCAAAGCAGAAUUAGAGGAGAAAAUCAGGCGGCUGGAAGAAGACAGACACAACAUUGACAUAUCAUCAGAUCUUUGGAAUGAAUCUCAACAGAGUCUCAAGAAGAAAAAGAGUCGACACGACCCCAUGAAUCCAGAUCGGAGAAGAAAACCUGUUACUGUUACUGGUCCAUAUAUUGUUUACUUGUUGCCUGACAUGGAAAUCAUUGAAGACUGGACGACAAUAAAAAAGGCUUUAAAACAACAGUCGGCACAAAGAAGAAAAACGGAACAUGUUUAUCGAGCUGAAAAAUUUCCGUACAGUGCUAAAUUCGAAGAUGGUCGUUUAUAUUAUGAGAAUGACUGGUAUCAACGAGGCAACCAUGUCAUCAUCGACAACAAAGAGGAUUCACCUGUUCAUGCACAGAUCACAGCUCUCAACACAGGGGAGGUAUGGGUGAAGAAAUCGGAUGGAAAUAAAUCAAAACUUUACAUUGCACAACUGCAAAAAGGAAAAUAUACGAUACGGAAAGUGCCAUAUUGAUCACAAUUAAUCAUAAGACCUCAUGUUUCUGGUCUUGGACAUGUGACUUAUCUAUGGCAUUCCAACAUGUCAAAAGCGACUCUAGACUACCAAGGAACAGCAGUCAGAAUGUGAAAAUAUGACCAGCUGUUCUUGGUGUCUGGUGUUUCUGAUAUCGUAAUGUUACUGCCAUUUUGGAAAUUGUGUCAGAGAUUUGUGAAAAAGUGCUUUUGAUCAGCAGUUAUUCACAAAAGAGUGGUACUUCCAAUGCACAAAAAAGGAAUACUUUCACUGCAUGGAGAUUGGUGCUUCCAGUCAUGCCACGACAUGCCAUGGAAUCUCGAGUUCCAGUGUGUGGAGAGUUGGUACUGCCUGUGCAAUGAAUGUCAUGCUAUUGCACAGAGAGGAUCAUACCUCCAGCACACAGGAAGGGUGGUACUUCCCGUGCGUGGAGGAUGGGUUCUUCUGUGCAUGGAGAGUUUGUUACAUGUACUUCAAGUGCAUGAAUAUUGUUGAAACUGAGGACAUUUUGUGAUGGAACUCUUCGUUUUGAUGAUGGAGUGCUAUGGUUAGUGAUAUGGAUUUGAUUCAGAUUGAGCUAAAAUGUACUUCUAAAACUUACUUACUAAAACGAUCAUCCUGCCUGUAACUGAGACUGAGAGGCAUCGGAAUGGGUUGAAAUGGUGAUUGCACAAAAAUUAUUUCACUUUCAACAUAUACAGAGGAUUGAUGUGUAUAAUCCUAAUUUUGCACUCAACACUCUCCGCAAAUGUCAUUGGUUGGGUUAUGUAAUUGGAAAAAGUGAAUUACUGGAAUAGGUCCACAACCUAAAGAAGACAGAUGAUGUUAGAAAGUCCAUUUUUGCAGGUUCAAGUUUAUAUAGCCUCAUAAAUAAAUUGAAUGUUUUUGCACAUACAGUCACACUUAGUAGACAAGACAAUUCUAUUUGUUAUACCAGGUGUUAUAAACGAACAUUUGUAAACUUAUUGUAGAUAAUGUCAAGUGUACAGAUGAAAAAAACUAUGUAUAUCUGAAA